Molecule: messenger RNA, 4438 nt
Organism: Homo sapiens (human)
Lineage: Eukaryota; Metazoa; Chordata; Mammalia; Primates; Hominidae
Gene: OR56A3
Product: olfactory receptor family 56 subfamily A member 3
Exons: 3
Coding region: 438-1385 (315 amino acids)
Biological process (GO): cellular response to lipid; G protein-coupled receptor signaling pathway; system process
Cellular component (GO): plasma membrane; membrane
Molecular function (GO): olfactory receptor activity; G protein-coupled receptor activity; signaling receptor activity
Source: RefSeq, marked validated
AGAUUAGCCAGAAGACUAGAGAGAUCUCUGUCUUCAGUCCCUAUCUGUGCUCUUUUCCAUUCCUGCGUCAAUACUGCUGAAGUAGUCUGAGAAGGAAAUAAAUAAAGACUGCACCCUGUCUCAGGAGAAAAGAAUUGGGAGAAUAUCUAAAUCUCUUCUAUAUAUGAGGUGAAGGGCCAUGCCUGGCAGACUACAUGGGGAAUCAGAGGAUCAAGAGGAGUGAAGAGAGGAUCCCUGGAGGAAUGCCCGUCCUCCCUCCACUGACAGCAGCCACAGUUACUAACAGGGUCUUUCUGAUGAGGAGAAUCUGACAGGACCCAGUUGAGCAAGGACUGGAACUGCUUUUGGGGAAUAGGAAAGACAACUGAAAACAAAAAGCCUACCUGAACCUCUUCCAAAAAAUCACUGAAAGAAAGCAGUAAAAUAUAUGGGAAAAUAUGACAACACACCGAAAUGACACCCUCUCCACUGAAGCUUCAGACUUCCUCUUGAAUUGUUUUGUCAGAUCCCCCAGCUGGCAGCACUGGCUGUCCCUGCCCCUCAGCCUCCUUUUCCUCUUGGCCGUAGGGGCCAACACCACCCUCCUGAUGACCAUCUGGCUGGAGGCCUCUCUGCACCAGCCCCUGUACUACCUGCUCAGCCUCCUCUCCCUGCUGGACAUCGUGCUCUGCCUCACUGUCAUCCCCAAGGUCCUGACCAUCUUCUGGUUUGACCUCAGGCCCAUCAGCUUCCCUGCCUGCUUCCUCCAGAUGUACAUCAUGAAUUGUUUCCUAGCCAUGGAGUCUUGCACAUUCAUGGUCAUGGCCUAUGAUCGUUAUGUAGCCAUCUGCCACCCACUGAGAUAUCCAUCAAUCAUCACUGAUCACUUUGUAGUCAAGGCUGCCAUGUUUAUUUUGACCAGAAAUGUGCUUAUGACUCUGCCCAUCCCCAUCCUUUCAGCACAACUCCGUUAUUGUGGAAGAAAUGUCAUUGAGAACUGCAUCUGUGCCAAUAUGUCUGUUUCCAGACUCUCCUGCGAUGAUGUCACCAUCAAUCACCUUUACCAAUUUGCUGGAGGCUGGACUCUGCUAGGAUCUGACCUCAUCCUUAUCUUCCUCUCCUACACCUUCAUUCUGCGAGCUGUGCUGAGACUCAAGGCAGAGGGUGCCGUGGCAAAGGCCCUAAGCACAUGUGGCUCCCACUUCAUGCUCAUCCUCUUCUUCAGCACCAUCCUUCUGGUUUUUGUCCUCACACAUGUGGCUAAGAAGAAAGUCUCCCCUGAUGUGCCAGUCUUGCUCAAUGUUCUCCACCAUGUCAUUCCUGCAGCCCUUAACCCCAUCAUUUACGGGGUGAGAACCCAAGAAAUUAAGCAGGGAAUGCAGAGGUUGUUGAAGAAAGGGUGCUAACAAGGACCACUGGAUCUCUGAAUAUCUAAAAUAAGAUAAUUUAUUAAUCACUUAAUGAGUGAGUGGGCUGAAAUUCAUAUCUGUGACUUAUAACCUCAAACUGGGUACACUAGAUAUUGUGUGUGCUUUUCAAAAACAUCGGUUUUAAUUUAAGUCUAUCUUCCUUUUCACCCUUUUCUCAGAAAUAUUCUUGGCCCUCUCUCGUUUUAUUCCAUGCUUAUAAUCAUAUUUUGUCCAAAACACUGACAUUCCUUAAAGCAGAUUUUAAAGUGAAAAAUGUAUGUUUCUGAACACACAACUCAAUAUGUCAUGAAUUUUGUAUCAUUAAAAAUACAACUGCGGUUAUUUUGUUGUGUCUGUUAUGUGUAAUGUCCUUUUAUUCUUAUUUUCAGAAAAGGGAAUACAUUGGAGAAAAAAACACAGUAGUUGAAAUUUCAGUCCUCAGUGGUGGAAAGUUGCUACUGGUCUGUAAGUAGGUCUUUUUCUCUCACCCUUCAACCACAUCAUUGCCUUUCUCUAGUUCUCUUUCUCCCCUCACCUCCUCUCUCUCCCUCUCCUUCUCUUUCUCUGGAAGACAAGUAAAUUUUUGUAAUGUGCAUUGCAAGAGGGCAAGGGUUUUGCCUUGAUUCCUCAUGAGUAACAAUUAUCAAUGAGUUUUACUGGAUAUAUGAGAUUCUUGAAUCCUCUUCCCCAAUGUGUCUGUGCUUAGAACAUUUAUCUUUCAGAUCCAAUAUAUCACAGGUUUUGAUAUGCAAACAAAUCUUUAUUAAUGAGUCAAAAGAUUGCUGGUAUUAGAGCAUACAAUCUAGCAAUAAUAUUGACACCUAAAAUACUUUUCCUGAACAUUAUUUUCUCAUUAAUUGGACAGCUUCUAAGCACACAUGGUGUCCUGUGAAUUAUGUUAGCUAUUAAGAAACAAAAAUAAAAAGAAUAUUGUUGUUGAUUUGAGGACCUCAAAGUUUGGGUAGGAAAAAUACAAAUAUGCACUCCAGAACACAUUCUUCUAAACUGUAGAGCAGUGAGGAAUGGGAUAAAAGAUAUGUAUGGGCAGUAAGAUACUUGGUCCUGUAAGGAAACAUUAGAUAAAGAGAAGGUCUGGGCAGUAGGCCUUGCACAGCCACACACCCACAUGCACACACAUACAUACCCACAGCAUAAAAGUUGUGUCCCGCCUGGGAAGAAAUCAAAUAAGAGAAUUCACUGUGUUUCCCAUUAUUCAUCCAAUACCUGAUAAUAGUGAGCGAUUUGUUUUAGAAUAUUCUUCUAAAUACAAGAUUCUGUGCUUCAGUAACAACUUACAAGUAUGUGUUACUUUGUUUUGACCAUACAAGGAAAAUUUCUCAAGUAUCAAAUACCAAGACUGUCCCAAAUGUCCGAAUGUUUUAAAUUUAACUGAAAGCAUCUGAGAUUAAGCCCUGUCCUACUCAAGCAGAAUUCCGCAGAGCUCUCUCCGUUCAUUUCUCUUCUCCAUCUUGCAAAAAAAAUGAUAAAUUAGUAUUUAAUUCCUGGAUAUCCUGGAAUUGAAACCUACUGAUUGAAAAAUAAGCAUGUACCACAUAUAAGAAGCAAUAGUUAAAAGCAUAUAAUCAAUAAUUUAAUUAGAAAUUUCUCAAAAGUGAAAAGCCAUCUGUUAAGAUCCGAGUAGAUACACCUUUUUCUUUAUUACUCAAAGAAGAAGGACUCUCUAAAAUCUCAUUCUCUCAUACAUUUCAACAUAAGAAAAAUGGCUUGACUUGAAAUGUGAAUAACCGUAUACCAUGGAAGAAUCUUACAAUUAUAAAGAUAUAACAUGCUUGUAAGGUAAAUUUAAGCCACCACCUCUUAGGAAAUAUUAAAAAUCUGAAAGUUUUAACAAUAUGCUAUAUUAACAUAUACUUAUCAAAACACCAAAACUUUGAGGACUAGUUAUUUUCAAGAUCACAUCGUUUGUAUGACAAAUCCAGAUGUCUACAGUAAGCUGUUAGAAGAUAACCUUGGGUGCCAGGAAAAGGACAUAUUGAGGGAUUUAGAGUACAUACCUCCCUGAGAUUAAGAAAAUUUUCCAUAAGUCUUGUCUUCCCAAAGAACAUGGUAAAAAGUUCAUAUUUUAAAAGUAUUUGCCUGAAAAAUCUGUUUUGCUUCACUUAUAUGUAAUUUUUAGACAUUUAUAAACAAUGUCAAAACAAUAUCGGCAUAUAUUUAUUUGAAAAACAAGGUGAACAAGUUAACUAUGGUUUUAUCUCACCAAAAUAGGUAAUAUUAGUGAGGAUUUCCUCUAGAACUGUGCUGUGCAAUAUGAACCACAUACUUAAUUUUAAACUUUUUAGUACACAUGUUGAAAAAGUAGAAACAGACAAAAUUAGUUCUAAUAAGAUAUUUUAUUUAGUCCAACAUAUCCAAAAUAUUAUCAUUUCAACACAUAACAAAUACAAGAUAAUCAUUAAUGUGAUAUUGCACAUUCCUUUUCUGUACUAAGUCUUUGAAACACCCUGAGUAUUUUACACUUAACAUACAUUUUAAUUCAGACUACCCAGAUUCCAAGCAUUCAAUAGCCACGUGAGGCUAGUGACUAUGGUAUUAAUCAGUACUACUCUAGAAAUUUUGCUUUGAAAGUCAGAUAUGGAUAGAAAAUAAAGUUAAUUAGAAAAUAUGUAUUCUUCUUGAAAUACAUCUUAUAAUACAGUUAUAUUUAUAUUAUUUUGUUUUGGCUAUAAUUUUUCUUUUUUAUAUGUUUUGCCAAGGAAGUCAGGGUUUUAGAGGAGAGUAAAGUUUUUUUUGUUAAUGCUGCAAUAACAUGAGUGCUAAAUCUUGGAAACCAAGGUGAGAAGAUUUAUUUUUAAAAGAAGUUUUAGUUACUGGGUUUUUAAGACAUAUGGUCCUGAAAUCCCACAGUGACAGACUUGAAGAAGAGUUAAACUUAAGAUCCUAAGGAAGAAUGUAAAUGGGUAUUUACUCAUAACAAGUAAGGAAUAUUAGCAUUAGAGUAAUCGACAGACAUUAAUACGUUAAAGGUUUAUCAGAAGGUAAAUGAUAAACAUUAUUUGUAAUUCAUUAAAUUUUUCUUUACAUCAUUU